UCUGCGCACUAGAACUUCCGGUUGCGUUGAGGUCAGCUGACCUGGAGUAAAAUUUGUCAAAUAUUAUUUACAUUUUAGCAGUAUUUAACCAGAUUUUAACAUGGAUCGUGAACAUUUUACAAAGCUGAUUUUAUCAUAGCAUUCUAAGGUUUCUUGAACAUCCGAAGAAAUCGAUUUUAGUGUCACCAUGGAGUCGGAAGGAGAGACAGUGUAUGGAACUCAUGAAGACUCACAUCAAGUGAUGUCAGAAAAAGUGCAAGCACUUGCCAAUGAAGUGUAUGUUGAGUUCCAAAGGAUGAUGGAAUCAUAUGACGAAAAUGUUUGUCGAAGACUCAUGCCUCUCGUUGUGAACAUACUUGAAGGGCUGGAUCAUUCGUUCACAGAAAAGCAAGAAAAUGAGGUUGAACUGGAAUUGUUACGUGAUGAUAAUGAACAAUUGUUGACGCAGUAUGAGCGUGAGAAACAACUCCGUAAAGCAUCAGAGCAGAAAUAUCUAGAGGUUGAGGACUCUAUAGAGGAGGAGAGGAAACAGCAAGAGGGUAGGAUAGAAGCCCUGGAGAGUGGGGUACAUAAACUAGAGCUCAAGGCAAAGAAUCAACAAGAUCACAUAUCCCGACUUGAAGACAAAGAAAAUGAAAAAAAUAAAGAGUACAACAAGUUACAUGAACGUUAUACAGAGUUAUUCAAGACUCACAUGGAAUAUAUGGAGCGAACUAAACUGCUGAUGGGGCGUGAAAUAUUACAGGACCCUACUGGCCCAACCCCCAAGGGAAAAGGGUUCGUCCUACCCAACCUGCGCUCCGUCUCUCCUGGAUCCACACCUAUGAAAUCUGGGGAGACACCAAUUACGUCACCAGAAUUCAUUAUAUCCCCAGGCAACAGAAGUCUGGACUCUAAUGCUAGUCUCAAACAUGAACUAAAGGGAAAGGGUGAGAAGAAUGAGAAGGCCACUGGGGAAGACAAACAGACUGGAACUGAUAAUGUUCCUAUGCAGGAGAUGAGUACAUCUACAAAAGUAACUGAUACAGAUACCAAGCAAGAUAUUCCAAUAGAUGAUGGUGCUAUAAGUUCUAAUAAAGCAAGUGGAGAUACUGUAAACUCUAAACAAACAAUAGUCAAUGAUAAACAAUCAAAUGAUAAACAAUCAACAUCAUUAUUAAAUCAAGAACAAAAAACAGAAGCAAUAAGUCCUAUUCAAAUUAAAUCUACUAGUACUCCAAUUGAACGUCUUAGUAAAUUGAAACUGGACCUUGACACUACACUGAAGCAAACUGAGAAUAUAGGCCACAACCUGUUACUUGAUGGCAUGGUUGAAGUAGAAGAAAAAGCUGCCCCACAGACCCCAGUGUCUCUGAGGGACAUUGUCUCUUCCACCCCAGACCUUGAAGAUAUUGAUGAUCUCUCCUCCCCAUUAACAAACCUGGCCAAGAGAAAGUUCACCAGGGCCAAUGAGUCAUCCAUCUAUGAUGAGUUGAACUUCCAAGAUUCUGACGCCCUUGGAGAUAUGGAUGAUGGUGCUGAUAUAACAGGCAAUGAAGUGAACCCUGGUGACUAUGCUUCAUCUGGUAUGGGUAAAGAGGUGGAGAAUCUUAUCAUGGAGAAUACUGAACUGUUGGCAACCAAGAAUGCUCUGAACAUCGUGAAAGAUGACCUAAUAGCCAAGGUUGAUGAGCUAACCAGUGAGCAAGAGAUGUUGAAGGAAGAGGUCUCCUCAGUUCAGCAAACCAAGUCUCGACUGCAGUUAAGGAUUACAGAGCUGGAGGAGGAACUGAAGAAAGUUAAGGAAGACCUUGAUAAGAAGAAGAGUGCUGCUCCUGCAGAGGAAGAGGAGGAGGUUCCAAUGGCUCAGCGUAAACGUUUCACGCGUGUAGAGAUGGCAAGAGUCCUCAUGGAACGCAACCAGUACAAGGAGCGUCUCAUGGAACUGCAGGAAGCAGUGCGAUGGACUGAGAUGAUCAGAGCAUCCAAGGAGCACCCAGAGCUAGCUAAACCACAGGAUAAGAAGAAAGGGUCAAUAUGGAACUUCUUUAGUAACCUGUUCAGAGGGUCUGAAAAGCCACCUAAGAAGCCAAUGGCAAGUUUGGGAACAGUGAGGUAUAAUGCCCCAACCACAAACUUACAACCUGUAGGUGAUCCCACAAAGACAGAGAGAGAAAAACUUAACCUUGGAAAUAAAGGAAAAGCCUAUGAUUUUCUUGGGGAAGAUGCUGCCUCAGAAAAGUUACGUAGAGAGCGAGAGCAAGAAAGAAGGGACCAGUACAAGAAAGUGAGAGCGAUUGUGAAGAAAGAUGACGGAAGAAUGCAGGCCUAUGGUUGGUCACUUCCUGCUAAGUUCCAGGCUUCAAUGACAAAAGAUGCCCAGAACAAAAGUCAUGUUCCCGUCCCUGUGCCAGUCUACUGUCGCCCUCUAUUGGAUAAAGAGCCUGGGAUGAAGAUAUGGUGUGCCUCUGGAGUGAACCUAACAGGGGGAAAGACAAAGGAUGGUGGCAAUAUAGUUGGUGCCAGUGUCUUCUACUCUGACCCUCCUCCUGGGGUUGAUAACAAGGACAAUACUUCUGAUGAAACAGAUCUGGACAAACUCAACAAUGAAAUUAGUGAACAUGAGAAAGACAUGAAAGCCUUGGAAGAAAAUCAAACAAUCUCAUCAUUAGUGUGGAUAUGUACCACUACAAGCGCUAGUAGUCGCGUGACGGUCAUUGAUGCCAACAACCCAGCUGAUAUCUUGGAAUCCUUCCAUGUCACGUCAUCUCAUAUAUUGUGCAUAUCAAGCGUACCAGGUGCUACAGAGUCAGACUUCAUUAGUGAUAAUGAUAUUCCCAAUGUUGAGAAAACUCCCCCAGCUGAUGUGAGCAUUGACCCUCUACGUGACAACCGUGAUGUGGAAGAGGGCAUUGGUGGUAUAUCUGUGGUGCAAUGUGCUACUGGAGCUAUCCCUGAUGGUGAUACUAAACCAAUGUCCCCUGUAGGCUCUCCACCUGUUUCAGAGCUGAGUGACCAUGUUAAAGACAAGAUCUCCAGUGUGACUGAAGCCAUAGAGUCACUUUCCUCUCAACAGGACCCCGAAGCUGAGAAAGAAGUCAGUGAAAAGAAGCCAAGUCCAGCUGAAGAAUAUUCUAAAAGUCCAGAGAUAGCUACUGGUGUGAUCCACAAAGCCACUGGGUCUCCUGUUAGAUCCCGCCACACCACCCCUACCCCAGAACCUGAUGGUGUCAAUGCAGACAGACACACCUCUAGGGAUCAAAAUCCAUUGGUGAAAGAUGGCAUCACAAUGUCUGCUGACAAGGAGCUUGUGACAGAGGAAGCAGAGAAGAUGAGCAGUAUGCUGCCAACCAUGUGGUUGGGCUCACAAAGUGGAAGUCUAUAUGUCCACUCUGCAGUGAGGCAAUGGAAGAGAUGUUUGCACUCCGUCAAGCUUCGAGACUCUGUUUUGCACAUUGUGCACAUUAAAGGAAGGGUGUUUGUUGCAUUGGCUGAUGGUACAGUUGCAGUCUUCCAUAGGGACGCAGAUGGCCAGUGGGACUUGAAGAACUACCAUCUUCUGGAUCUGGGAAGGCCGCAUCAUUCUAUUCGCUGUAUGACUGUUGUGGCAAAUAAGACCAUGUGGUGCGGUUACCGCAAUAAAAUACAUGUGGUCAACCCAAAAACAUUGGCACUGGAGAGAACAUUUGAUGCUCAUCCGCGUAAGGAGAGUCAGGUGCGUCAAUUAGCCUGGGUAGGAGAUGGAGUGUGGGUCUCAAUUCGCCUAGACAGUACCCUCAGGCUUUACCACGCUUACACAUUUGAACACUUACAAGAUGUAGACAUUGAGCCUUAUGUUAGCAAAAUGCUUGGUACAGGGAAAUUGGGAUUCUCAUUUGUCAGAAUCACAUCAUUAUUGGUCGGGUGUAAUCGACUCUGGAUUGGUACAGGAAAUGGUGUUGUCAUCUCUGUGCCUCUCUCUGAAUCUGCAAAGCAGCACUUGAUGCCUGAUAGCAAGGGAGGCAAACCAGGUGGAGUCGUCCGUGUCUAUAGUGAUGCCAACUCGGACAAUAUCACUCCAGGCAGUUUCAUCCCCUACUGCUCUAUGGCCCAGGCACAACUGUCAUUCCACGGACAUAAAGAUGCCGUCAAGUUUUUUGUUGCUGUACCAGGUAAGUGCUGUUUAUGCAGUCAAGUUCUUUGUUGCUGUACCAGGUGCAGCCCAGAAAGGCCUCUCUAGUAAGGUGACUGACGGAUCAAGUAGCAAACUGGCCAAGCCAGAGGGAAUCACCAACCAGUCCAGGAAUGUCCUGGUCAUGUCUGGAGGAGAGGGUUAUGUCGAUUUUAGAAUAGGAGACACAGAUGAUGAGGAUGAGGGGAGCUCUUCACAAGGGGAGGGAGAAAAGGAAAAGAUGUCAAUUAGCAAAGGAGAUAGGAGUCAUUUAAUAGUUUGGGAGGUACCAAGAUGAAGUUACAGUUACCAUGGUAAUGAUGAUUGAUUUUUAUUGGAAUUUUUUCAACACAAUGUUCGGCAACAUUGUAUGCCUUGAAUAUAGUCACCAUGGCAACGUUGUAUGCCUUAAAUAUAGUCACCAUGGUAGUUUAUAACCAUUGGAACAGUAUCCCUGCAGAGCAAUUCAAAUGUAUUCAAUAUGAAGUUGUAUAAUUCAUUAUAACCAAAACAACUGGAUGUAUGUUGCCAUACCAACCAUAUUGCAGUAACUUAGAUGUAGCACUAACAUUACUGGACAAAACUGGAUAUUUAAACUUAGAGUUCCAUUCAACAAUUUGCAACAUGUGUACUGUUUAUACUCAUUUCUGCUUUUUUAAAUUUCAUUAGCUUUUUAUAGCACCAAUGUUUAUCGCUAUGACAACUGGUCAGUUUUUGGGCCUGCUUGGUAAAUUC
Owenia fusiformis is the source of this 4864-nucleotide messenger RNA. The record is from the annotation of a GenBank genome assembly. Lineage: Eukaryota; Metazoa; Annelida; Polychaeta; Sabellida; Oweniidae.